AUGUUGAAGUCAAUCUGUACCAGCUCGCUGCUCCUACUGAGCACGGGCUUGAUCUCCACGGGCUCCGCGUCCCAGGAGGCGCAAGUCCACCUCACCGCUGGAGCCAAGCAGCAUCAAGUCGACCCGGCCAUUCUUGCUGCCUUGGAGAAGUACCCAGACCCUGUUGAUGCGUUUAUUGCGCUGCAUCCCGAGGCUGCUGAACAGCUGGCCGAGCCGCGCUUGCUGCGCGUUUUUGGCGAAUCGAGCGCCCAAUGGAUGACAGAAGGAGACAAGAUGCGCCUCAAACGCCAGGGAAAGCAAUUCACCGAUAUUACUGGCCACGAGGACUUCUACAAGGAGCAAGUCAACAUACUGGCUGGCAAAGCUCACUUGCCCAAGCUCAGCCAUCAUGGACUAGUGAAGCCCUUGUUGCCUCUUGUCUCUACUGAUAAGAUGCACGAUGUCCUCAAGCACAUGACAAGCUAUUAUACACGAUACUUUAACAGUGUCACUGGCGAGCGAAGCUCGCAAUGGCUUUACGAUCAUAUUGCCGAGAUCAUCAAGAAUGCCCCGUUCCAUACUCACAUAUCUCUCGAGUUCUUCACCCAUACAUUCCCCCAAUCUUCAAUUAUUGCUCGAUUUGAGCCUAAGGUGAGAGAUUUCUCGCAGCCGUUGACCAUUAUUGGCGCGCACCAGGAUUCCAUGAACUACCUGUUCCCGCUACUUCCUGCUCCGGGUGCAGAUGAUGAUUGCUCCGGUACAGUGAGCAUUCUCGAAGCUUUCCGCGUUCUCGCAGAGAGCGGAUUCGUCCCCACUAAUGGACCGGUUGAGUUCCAUUGGUACGCUGCCGAGGAGGGCGGUUUGCUGGGCAGCCAGGCCGUUGCGCGAUAUAAGAAGGAAUCUGGAGCUAAAAUCGGCGCCAUGAUGGAGUUUGAUAUGACCGCGUUCAUUGCAAAGAAUGCUACCGAAUCCAUUGGAUUCAUCGAGACCGAGGCGGAUGCGCCUUUGACGAAGUGGGCGGCGGCUCUGGCCAAUGAAUACAUUUCCAUCCCUGCCGAAAUCUUCACGCUUCCUGCUGGUGCUGGUUCGGACUACAUGUCUUAUACACAGCUUGGCUAUCCCGCUGCCUUUGCCUCGGAAGGCAACCCGGCUGCUGGUGAAUACGACUCGUAUAUCCAUACUGACAAGGACACAAUGAACGUCGAUGAUGAGACUGGGAUCUUUUCUCUGGAGCACAUGGCACGAUUUUCUGAGCUUGCCAUUGCGUUCGUCAUCGAACAGGCUGGCUGGAACAACAAGUGGAGGUAA
Trichoderma gamsii is the source of this 1287-nucleotide messenger RNA. Its product is annotated as peptidase family M28. Lineage: Eukaryota; Fungi; Ascomycota; Sordariomycetes; Hypocreales; Hypocreaceae. The transcript has 6 exons. The record is from RefSeq and is a predicted model, not a curated record. Bases 1 to 1287 code for a protein of 428 amino acids. Gene Ontology annotation, molecular function: metalloexopeptidase activity. Gene Ontology annotation, biological process: proteolysis.